AGAGUCUGCUGCAGAGGUUUGCUCCCGCCGCUGCGAGCGCCUCGAGGCUCCGUGCAGCCGGGGAGAAGCGCUCGGGAGAACAGAACCAGCCCCGCCGUGUUCAGACAUGAAGAUGCACACAUGUUUCCCAGCAGCUCAUUUCAAAUAGUGAAUGUGUGGAGGCGCGCGGUCGGGCACAAACACGCACAAGCAUGACGGCCAAGAGAACCGCUUUCCAGCCGCUGUCCAGCUCCCGCAUCCCGGCGGAGAGGAAGGGAGCGGCUGAGCGCCUUCAUAACCCCGAGCCCUGUGCCUCUUUCCCGCAGGAGCCGGAGAAACCAGCGGCGUCCUCCUCGGGGGCUGUCGGGGGCUCCGGGCCGGUGCUGGACGAGUCAUCUGACAGCGAGGGAGAGCAGGAAGGGCCGCAGAAACUCAUCAGGAAAGUGUCAACCUCCGGGCAAAUACGGAGCAAGACGAGUGUGAAGGAAGGGUUGCUUCUGAAACAGACAAGCUCAUUCCAGCGUUGGAAAAAGCGUUAUUUCAAAUUGCGGGGACGGACGCUAUACUAUGCCAAGGAUGCCAAGUCUCUUAUUUUCGACGAGGUGGAUCUUUCAGAUGCCAGUGUUGCCGAAACAAGCACAAAGAAUGUCAACAACAGUUUCACGGUAAUUACACCGUUCCGAAGGCUUAUCCUGUGCGCCGAGAACAGGAAAGAAAUGGAGGACUGGAUCAGCUCGCUGAAAUCGGUUCAGUCCAGAGAGCAUUACGAGACGGCACAGUUUAAUGUGGAACAUUUCUCAGGGAUGCACAACUGGUAUGCCUGCUCCCACGCUCGCCCUACCUUCUGCAAUGUCUGUCGGGACAGCCUCUCAGGGGUCACUUCUCAUGGCCUCUCUUGUGAAGUGUGUAAAUUCAAGGCCCACAAAAGAUGCGCAGUCAGGGCCACCAACAACUGCAAAUGGACAACGUUGGCCUCUAUCGGGAAAGACAUCAUUGAGGACGAGGAUGGGAUUGCGAUGCCACACCAGUGGCUGGAAGGCAACCUGCCUGUCAGUGCUAAGUGUGCAGUUUGCGACAAAACCUGUGGCAGCGUGUUGCGCUUGCAGGACUGGCGUUGUUUGUGGUGCAAAGCCAUGGUGCACACGGCAUGCAUGGAUCUCUACCCUCGCAAAUGUCCCCUCGGCCAGUGCAAAGUGUCCAUCAUCCCCCCUACCGCCCUCAACAGCAUUGACUCAGACGGUUUCUGGAAGGCCACCUGUCCCCCAUCAUGUGCAAGUCCACUCCUCGUGUUUGUCAACUCAAAAAGCGGAGAUAACCAAGGGGUAAAAUUCCUGCGUCGCUUCAAACAGCUGCUCAAUCCUGCUCAGGUCUUUGACCUGGUCAACGGUGGACCUCAUUUAGGCCUUCGCUUGUUCCAAAAGUUCGAUAACUUCCGAAUCCUGGUGUGCGGUGGAGAUGGAAGCGUUGGUUGGGUCCUGUCUGAAAUUGAUAAACUAAAUCUUCACAAACAGUGCCAGCUGGGUGUUCUGCCGCUGGGCACCGGGAAUGACCUGGCACGGGUGCUCGGCUGGGGGCCGUCCUGUGAUGAUGACACUCAACUCCCUCAGACACUGGAGAAGCUGGAGAGAGCCAGCACCAAGAUGCUGGACAGGUGGAGUAUAAUGACGUAUGAGAUUAAAAUACCUCCCAAACACAGCUGCCCCACCACACCGGAGGAGACAGAGGACGGCCAGUUACAGAUAUCUGCUUAUGAGGAUUCAGUGGCUGCUCAUCUCACGAAGAUCCUGAACUCAGAUCAGCACUCGGUGGUCAUAUCUUCAUCAAAGGUAUUGUGUGAGACGGUGAAAGAAUUUGUGGCCAAAGUUGGGAAGUGUUAUGAGAGAAGCGGUGAGAGUAUGGAGGAGGCUGAUGCGCUUGCUCUCAAAUGUGUGAUUCUGAACGAGAAGCUGGACUCCCUCCUGCAGACGCUGAAUUUGGAGGCGCAGGCCAUGACUCCCUCAGCCCUCACCACGCCACCCAUCGUGGAGGAGGAGGUGGAGGAGGAGGAGGAGCUGGAGGAAGAGGAGGAUCUGAGUGAAGAGUCUAUAACGGAGCUGAAGGAGAAUGAGACCGAGAAAGGCUCUGCUCAUAAGCUCUUCAGACCCCGCGAGCAGCUCGUGCUGAGAGCCAACAGCCUGAAGAAAGCUCUCAGACAGAUCAUCGAGCAGGCAGAGAGAAUGGUGGAUGAGCAGAACGCUCACACGGACGAGCAGGAGCUGCAGUCUCCCUCUGACUUCAGGAAGGACAGCGAGGAGGAAAACAGAGACAGUGAGAAGGACGAGGACACUAAAGAACUGGAAGCUCUGCCCUUGGCUAAGUCACUGUGUUUGCCGCCAGAGAGGCGUUUGAGUCGCAGCACACAGUCCUGUGGCUCCUUCUCCAUCACUCCCUUCACCACGAGCAAGGAGAACCUGCCCGUCCUCAACACACGCAUCAUCUGUCCCGGUCUGCGGGCAGGUCUCGCUGCAUCUAUAGCUGGAAGCUCCAUAAUCAGUAAGAUGCUGCUUGCCAACAUUGAUCCCUUUGGAGCCACACCCUUCAUAGAUCCUGACCUGGACUCACUAGAGGGCUACUUGGAGAAGUGUGUGAUGAACAACUACUUUGGCAUUGGGUUAGAUGCAAAGAUCUCACUGGAGUUCAACAACAAACGUGAGGAGCACCCGGAGAAAUGCAGAAGUCGCACUAAAAACAUGAUGUGGUAUGGUGUUCUGGGGACGAAAGAGCUUCUGCAGCGGACCUACAAGAACUUGGAGCAGAAGGUUCAGCUGGAGUGUGACGGCCAGUACAUCCCACUCCCCAGUCUCCAGGGGAUCGCUGUGCUGAACAUCCCCAGCUACGCCGGGGGAACCAACUUCUGGGGCGGCACCAAAGAGGAUGACAUAUUUUGCGCCCCUUCAUUUGAUGACAAAAUUUUGGAAGUGGUGGCUGUGUUUGGUAGUAUGCAGAUGGCUGUGUCGAGGGUGAUCAAACUGCAGCAUCACCGUAUUGCACAGUGUCGCACGGUGAAGAUCACCAUCCUGGGAGAUGAAGGAGUGCCGGUCCAGGUGGAUGGAGAAGCCUGGAUUCAACCUCCUGGAGUCAUCAAGAUUCAGCACAAGAACCGGGCCCAGAUGCUGACAAGAGACAGGAUCAUGUCUUUCAUAGAGGCCGAUGUCAGGGAUCUUGGGCUUAAAAAGGCAUUUGAAAACACGCUGAAGUCUUGGGAGGAUAAACUGAAAUACGACAAGCCUCCGCUGAGGCCGCACCUGUAUCCUCAACACUCUGUGGAUCUGGCCACAGAGGAGGAGGCCACAAUCAUCCAGAUGUGCGCUCGAGCCGCAGAAGAUCUCAUCACCAGGAUCUGCGAGGCUGCCGAAAACUACCAACUCCUCGAGCAGGAGCUGGCCCACGCCGUCAACGCCUCCUCACACGCCAUCAACAAAACACACCCCAAGUUCCCCGAGAGCCUGACAAGAAACACUGCCAUUGAGGUGGCCAGCACCGUGAAGGCCCUGCACAAUGAGACCGAGUUGCUGUUAGUAGGACGAGUGCCAUUGCAACUGGACCCUCCUCAUGAAGAGCUGCUGUCCAGUGUCCUGCAGAGUGUUGAGCUUGAACUGGGCAAGCUGGCUGAGAUCGACUGGCUCUACCACAUCUUACAGCCCAAUGACGAGGAGGAUAACUCGCUUGAGUACGGAAAAAGAAACAGUCGGAGUGGCAUGUUUCGCAUAGUGCCAAAGUUCAAGAAAGAGAAAGCCCCAAAGAAGUCCAGCCCACAGUCAGUUCAGAGGUGGGGCACUGAGGAGGUGGCCGUCUGGCUGGAGCAGCUCAGCUUGGGAGAAUACAAAGAGACCUUCAUCCGCCACGACAUCCGCGGCUCCGAGCUCCUGCACCUGGAGAGGAGAGACCUCAAGGAUCUGGGGAUCUCGAAGGUGGGUCAUAUGAAGAGAAUUCUCCAGGGAACUAAGGACUUGGCCAAGAGUUCGAUGGUGGACCUGUGAGAGACGUCAACACACAUUCCGUUUGUGAGCGAAGAGGAGUGGGAAGUGCUUUGCUGUCGUGGAUCUCUGUAGGAAUAGCUUGUAGAAAAACUAGGGAUGUUUGUUUUAGAGCAAGUGCUGGUGCCAAAAUCGACAAGGAUUGUGUCCGAGACUUUUAGCCCCACAGAAAAGCCAUUCCUCACUUAUCGCGUCGACGGCACAAUCAGGUAUGCAAUUCUCAUCGUGCACGUGACCUCUGGCGUCUUUUACAGAUUCCAAAUCAAGUAGCAGAACAGGACUUCCAAACCGAGAGGAGAGGAGCACACGGCCUCUGAGUAGCUCACUGGCUCUGUGCCUUGCGGUAGACGGCAACAAUAGGAGGGCGAUGUGAUGUGUCAGCAAUAUUCUGCUUUUGACAGCACUGUUUACAUUUUAAGGAGAUGGGAAAAAGACUGCUGGAGUAUCGCAAUCAUAGUCCAGGAAAGGUCAAAGGGGGUUUCCUUCACCAGUGACAUACUGAUGCAUGGUCUGCUUGCUAUAUUUGGAUAGCUGUUUUACUGCAUGAUCAGUGUCUUGUUUUUUAUUGUACAAACUUGAACAAGUUUUAUAUGAAUUUAGUGUGAUGCCAUUUGUUACUACUGAAGCAUCCCUUUGGUCUAAGUAGACUGCUGAUUUAUUUCUAUAUAUCGAUCUGCAUGGAAACCUCGUGUCAAAGCAGUGUCAUGUGCCAUAUUUAUUGUCAGAUGAGUUUUAUUGGUAAGAAAUAUUUUAAUCUUACAGUAGGACGUUAGGAAAGUCAGGGAAAUAAGUACCAAAGCGAAUGUCCCCUGGCUUUUAAAGCGAAAUGUUCUUUAAGACAUUUCCCCUAAAAUAUUUGAAAUAUUCAUCAAAAAUGGUCAAAUCUGGAGUAGUUCAGGAAAACAUGAACACUGCGACUCUUUGUAGCUUAAAAAACAUUAUUAUACGGUAGUUGAAAUCUAUUGUUUUGAAUAAGAAAUUGCAGUUGACCUGCAACAUUACAUGGUUGAUAUUUACUGAGUUCAGGAACCCAGUGCAGGUUUGAUAGGAGCAUCUAUAUUUGGUUGGUGGCAUUACAGGGUAUAAGAGAUUGUUUGUUAAUAUAUGCACUGUAAAUAUACGUUAAAAGGUCCAGUUAUGAGUAAAGCCUUUGUAUUAUAGAAUGCUUACAUUAUAUUGUCAGAUGACACAUUUAUUUGUGUAUAGAGUACCAUUGUGAAUUAUUGUUUAGUAAUCGCCUUUACACGUUAAGUGCUGUUGUACUCAAUGGAAGGUGCAAUAUUGUAUUUAUUUUGAUACAGUUCUUCUCUAUGAAGCUUUAUAAUGCGAGGUUUUUUCCAUGGAAAACUAAAAAAGAUAAACUUCACACACUCCUCUUUCUUCAGUUUUGGAUUAAGCUGGACUUUGGGUCAGACGAAUCAUGCCAUGUUCUCUCCAAAAUUCAUAAAUCUUCCAUUAGCAAAUUGCUGAUUCUGUGUAACCGUGCUUCCAGGAUAAUUUGCUAGAUGGCUGGAUGUUUCCCCACACCAACUAUAAAACUGUUGUGCCUCUAUUUUUUCUGUACAAUGGAAAAUUUAGUGCUCGGAGCUACACGUAGUUCUACAUAAGCCAACCUGACCAUCAGUGCAUGUGGGACUCAUAACAGUGGAUUUUUGUUGAUGUUAUAUUAUAAUGUUCCUCUAGAGGGUGUUCAAUAACAUCAAGGUAGUACUUGAUAUAUAUAUAUAUAUAUAUAUAUAUAUAUAUAUAUAUACAGAGAGAAAGAGAGUAGUGUUGAAAAAGAUGUGGUGUUCCCAAACAAGAAAUGUUUUUCUACCCACAAUUCACCUGAAUUGAGAAUUCAAACAAAUAUGGAGGAUGAGAACAGACCUGGAGGAUUGGCUUUGGUCUGUUGGGUGGAUCCGAGCAGGUUAAAUACACAUUUUGAAGAGUUUGCCGAGAGUUUAGGCAUUAUUAUCAAAUGAUGGGACUAAAAAAAGACUUAAUUCAUGAGAGCAUUCAUUAUUCAACUAUAGGUUACAUUCGUGGUUCUCAACUGGGUUUGCUCCAGGAUUUCGAUUUCAACAUCACAUGGCGCCAAACGCAGGGCCGAAUAGUUUAUUGUACACAAAGGAAUAAGAAAAUGUCCUUAAAAGUCAUCAAUAUUGUCAUGAACUGCAUAGAACACUGACAAUAUUGUGAAUGCGCAAACAGUAGAAGUGUGAUUUACACUUUAUAUAGCUCGUGUGUUUGGUUUCUAAACGUCAGUUGAGUUUUGAUGGUUUUGUGCUCUCGGCAGCCAACAAUUCACCACACAAAACACAUCGUGGUCUGCACAAACCAUGUUUAUUCUUGUUGCAAGUGAACCCGUAUUUAAUGUAAUUUGGCAUUGUCCAUAUUGGCAUCUACAUGUUAUGUCUAGCCUCCACCAAAUGAAAGAUGAACUUAAUACCCUCCAGUCUGAUUGGUCGCAUAAUGCUGGAUGUACAAAUUGAAAGAUGGGGGAAACAUUUUCUCCUCUCUUUUAAAGGUUGAUCAACCUUUUUAUAUUUUUAUCCUAACCACACAGAAUUGUACAGUUAAUUCUAGCAGUUGAGAACCACUGGCGUCCAUAAUAAAGGCGACCUGCUUUUUUCAGCAAUUGGGGUUUAAUUGACAACUAAAUGUAUCCCUCUUCCCGUCUUUUCUCAAUAGUGAGCAUCUGCCUUUAGGCAUUUCAGGUUGGCUGUUUAAUAGCAGGUCCAUUUGAUAUCUACGCAAGCAAAACCCUGUCUGCAGAUUGGGAUGUGAAUCAAGUUUUACACAUUCCCUUUCACUUGCGUAUUCCUUUAUGAAAUAUUUAGGCCAGGUAAUGCUUUUUUCUAUAACUUAUCUCUGGAUAACACAUAUGAGCUUUUUAAAAUCCAUUCACAGAUAGUUUCUUCAAAAUCAGUGCAUCUGGGCUCAUUCAUAUGUGACAGAAAAUAAAAAACUGUAUUCUGUUUGUGGUUAUAUAAAAUCAAAACCUGUGCAAAUACAUCCACGCAUUCCGAAACACGACUGAAUGUACUGAUAUGCAUUUCUGAGUGACUACAUUACAAAACGUAAUUACCCCAACUAGCUAGAAUCAUUACCAAAGACUCAAGAUCAUUUCCAGAACACUACAAAACUCCCCGAAGCCCGGUUUAAUUGGCCUUAACAUGAUCUCUUUUUGACAGCUGUAGCAGAUCGACCUUGUAUAUGGUGCCUCCGUAUAGUUCAUUUGUUCACAACAGUCUCAAAUCAAACAAGUGCAGUCUUCCUCUCAUGCCACACUAAACAUGUGCACAUGACCACAUGAACCUCAGUUCAGUUCUCAAGCCACCACAUGAUUGUUUUUCAUUGGACUAUGAGUGACGGUAGGCUUCGGCUUAUGCGAACAUAAAGCUGUAAACUGCCUGGUUUUUCACAAUAAAUUAAUUUAAGGAAUUUGUAGAGCAAGGUAACAUAUCUUUGACAUAAUGUAUAUCCAGUAAGAGAAGUGUGAUGCAAGGUUUAUUUGUUUACAUUGUGUUUACAAUGGCACGGUUUCAUUUUUAAGACUACAUGUAUAGGUAUAUUUGCAGUACUUGCAUAUUUAUUAAGGUUAAACAGCUGAUGUGUAUGUGUGUUCACUAUUGGGAUAUAAUGUUACGGUAGUCACUUGUAUUGAUAUCUGGAUAAUUUUGGUAAGUAGUGGGUAAUUUUUAUGACUACUAAGUGACUGUUUUCUGUGCCUUUGUAGAUGCAUGGUUAACUAUUUAUUACAAUAUGGAGGUCACUGAGAUGUGUAUUUUUGUAUCCUGAUUAAAUGUUUCAAUUUUGAUGUACAUUUUGAGGUGGAAAAACACUGCCAGUUGAUAUCUUCCUUCUUCAAUAAAAUUGAAUGCAUACUCA
Carassius gibelio (silver crucian carp) is the source of this 7868-nucleotide messenger RNA. RefSeq names its product diacylglycerol kinase eta. The transcript has 30 exons. Gene Ontology annotation, biological process: lipid phosphorylation; diacylglycerol metabolic process; intracellular signal transduction. The record is from RefSeq and is a predicted model, not a curated record. Bases 192 to 3998 code for a protein of 1268 amino acids. NCBI's taxonomy places the organism in Eukaryota, Metazoa, Chordata, Actinopteri, Cypriniformes, Cyprinidae. Gene Ontology annotation, molecular function: protein binding; ATP-dependent diacylglycerol kinase activity.